Messenger RNA from Nematocida homosporus, 909 nucleotides. RefSeq names its product serine/threonine-protein phosphatase 4 catalytic subunit. The transcript has a single exon. Gene Ontology annotation, cellular component: FAR/SIP/STRIPAK complex. Gene Ontology annotation, biological process: peptidyl-serine dephosphorylation. Lineage: Eukaryota; Fungi; Microsporidia. The record is from RefSeq and is a predicted model, not a curated record. The coding region runs from base 1 to 909 and encodes 302 amino acids. Gene Ontology annotation, molecular function: protein serine/threonine phosphatase activity.
AUGCUCCAUAAGAUAGAAGAAAGGCUUCUCUCUUACCAUAAGCCGUCUAAAAGAGAAGUCCGCUACAUCUGCAGCCGCGUUGUCGAUCUUUUGGCUUUAGAGGAGAAUAUUGUUCCAAUUGAAGCUCCCGUGGUGGUUUGUGGGGAUAUCCACGGGCAAUAUGAUGAUCUCUUAACUAUCUUUAAGAUGCAUGGGACUCCACGGAAAUGUAAAUAUGUCUUUUUAGGAGAUUACGUUGAUCGAGGGCCUAACUCUGUUGAAACCAUCACUUUAUUACUACUCUACAAAGUCAUGUUCCCACAGAACAUUGUCCUUCUACGCGGCAACCAUGAAUCCCGAGAGCUGACUGAGACCUAUGGGCUUUAUAAAGAAGUUGUCUCGCGAUAUAAUGCCUGUGAUGUUUGGAAGCUCCUGUGCGAAACCUUUAACUAUUUGCCUCUAGCUUGUCUCGUGGGCAGUCGUAUUUUCUGUGUUCAUGGUGGAAUAUCUCCCUUUGCCCUUACGUUUGAUAAGAUCCUCCGAAUCAACCGCUUUGUAGAAUUACCAUCCAGUGGACCGAUGAGCGAUAUGCUUUGGAGUGAUCCUGGGCCGGGUAGUGGCUGCCAGCCUAGUGAUCGUGGGGCCGGAUACAUCUUUGGCGCCGACAUAGUUCAGAAGUUCCUUUUUCUUAACGAUGUCCAAAUUGUCUGUCGAUCGCACCAGCUAGUUAAUGAAGGCUAUCGUUUUGCUUUUCCCAAUCGUGAGUUAGUAACCGUUUGGAGUGCUCCUAACUAUUGCAAUCGUAUGGGAAACAAAGCAACAGUGCUUAGAAUCGGUAAAAACCUUCGAGUAGAUGAUGAUUGCUUUGUCUUCUUUGAGCAGGCAGUGCGUCCCAACAAAGAGAUCGGCUCAUUGCCUUAUUUCCACUAA